AUGUAUCAGGAACACCUGAAUCGUGCCAGUUUCUCGAAACGCGCCUCCCCCUCCAAGGACCGGCUACCAAAUCUACAUCGGCCUGGUCCGUUUUGCCACACCUGCCAACUCAACCAACAAGUCAUCGUGAAUCUUCUCUCCACCUAUCUACCACCACCAGAGCAUCCCGAAUAUAAGCAACGUGUUAAGAACCUGCCUCAGUACAAGGAAUCAUUAUACACUCGAUAUCCUCCACUAUGCGAAGCAUGCAGGCCCGCCGUAGAAGAGGAAAUACAGCACAAGGACCAAAUGGCACGAAGGAAGGCCCUUGGUGGAUGGCUCAAGGGAGGAAAAGAGCGGCAGCGUCGAGUAUCCGGAACUCCUGGUCUUAAGGAAAAGAUCAUCGUCGAGAGCAUCCAUUGGCGGAUACGAGGCGUCCUCUGGCUCUCCUUCUCGUUCGUUUCGAUUGCCUCCCUCAUUCUUGAACUUAUGCACUAUCCUACUCUCUCUCGAUUGCCAUCACUCCCCGCCUAUGUACUACCGAUUCUAAUAUUCGUUUCGCUGCUCUGGACUGCAUGGGACCCAACGUACCUGCAAGUACAAAAGGCUCAGCUGCAAGGGCGGGACGUCAGAGUUCAUGGAAAGCGAAACUACAUCAUAUGCCAAAUGACCGCUUGGUUCUCCCGCCUUGUCUUUUCAAUUACCAUCGCACUGCAACAUAGGCAAAUCCAGAUCAUGCCCGGCGUUCUACAACAAUACCGUUUCCACCUUGCACUGGGAUUAACAAUUGAGAUUAUCGCUCUUUUGGGUCGCUUCCUCUUCCUCCAAAUUCAGCACCCUCCACCCAUCCGACUGAUUGACACCCACUCCCACCUCAACACGCUCUCGCGAUCCGCCACACCCGCCACAUCCGCCUCGCAAUCCUCCACUCCAAUAACAACUUCGUUCCCUAAACUUACGGAACAUGACCUUCUCGCUUCCCUCACUCUGUCCUCCAAGCCGGUGAUGACUCCACCAAACCCAGUUUUCGGUCUUCCGUCAUUAGGUUCUUCGGCCUCGAUGCCUCUCAUCACGAAGGACGAUGACGCUAUGGACUGGUCACCCAUUGACGAUGAGCCAGGUGUCAAGCGGAAAGCAAAGGAGGCUGAGGAUAGCUCUUCCUGGCUUCGGCCCCAGCGGUUCUUCGCACCCGAAAAACCUACGGGAUUGGAGAACCUGUUUGCACGAACGCGACUCGAUGACGAUGACAUGAUGGUAGACCAGCCGCCACCACCCUCCCGCCUCUCCUUUUCAGCAAUGCUCAAGCGCGGCAAACAAUGGUGGAUACCUAUCCUCAUCACGGUCCUUUCCAUGCUCUUCGCCUACCUUGGCUUUUUGCUCAUUCGUCGGAGAGCGGUCGUUCGAGCCUACUACGAUGCACAGACUCAUGCUGAACUGUAA
Coprinopsis cinerea okayama7#130 is the source of this 1419-nucleotide messenger RNA. RefSeq lists its product as hypothetical. The coding region runs from base 1 to 1419 and encodes 472 amino acids. Lineage: Eukaryota; Fungi; Basidiomycota; Agaricomycetes; Agaricales; Psathyrellaceae. Gene Ontology annotation, biological process: nuclear inner membrane organization. Gene Ontology annotation, cellular component: mitotic spindle pole body; microtubule organizing center attachment site; chromosome, centromeric core domain. The transcript is spliced from 6 exons. The record is from RefSeq and is a predicted model, not a curated record.